AUGAGGGUUUUCUUCACACUCCUAUCGAAAAAACUCAAAAACCAACUGGUGGUUCGGCAAUCAACCACUAUGCAUAGUAGUGAUCCCUUUUCAAAAUUUAUAGUGACUAAAGAUACCAAGCCUCUUUCUCUUUGUGACCUUCAAAGAAGCGAUUCAAUUAAUUCAGCAAUGGGCUUACAUGUUGGGAAUACUGUACUAAGUACACUUACUGAUUUACAAAAAAAAGAAGAAAUAAACUGGGAUCCAGUACAAUUUGUUGCUAGCAAACUUCGAGGAGUAAUUUCUCCCAUCCAAGCAUAUGUGACAAUUGGAAAAAAAUUUUGUCCUCAUUCAUUGGUAUACAAUAGUAGAUUUUUUCAACUCCAUUACUUCCCUGAGGACCAUUUCAUGUCUUGUUUCAGGAAAAGUAAACCUGCAAUAACAGUUAAAUCUAAUAAGAAGUUCUAUUUAAAUGGAAAGGUUUUCAACAAAGACCAAAAAUAUUUCAAUGAAUCUAGGAUAUCAAAAGCUGAUGAAGUCGAACUAAGCAAAAUUCAUACAGUGAUGACGCGGCUUACAUCUAAAUACAGAAACAACAUACCCUCUGAAUUUGCAUAUUUGAGACGAGAUUUGAAAUCAAAAGUUAAAACAACGUUUAUCAAGGAGUGGUGUAGACUAAAUGGUGAUAAGGCCAUUUGGGAAUACAGUAAUCGUAAUAAACCUUCAAAUAUCAAUCCUACUAGCAUAAAAGACACACCAAAGAAAAGUUUUUUAGACAACUCUGGUAGAAGCACUGUCGGAACAGCAAAGGACGGCUACUAUUUAUACAUCGUGAGCAUAUUUCCUGAUAAAGAUAUGCUAAGUGAAUUUAAUGACGAAGUCAAUAGGAGCGUUCAAAAGGUUGCCAACUUGGAUUGGGAUAAGUUCUUAAUCCCAAAAAAAGGUGCGAAAGGCAAAACUUGGGUAGAAACGUUCAAUGACAGUAUAAACGUGCAAACAGUUAACAAAAUACUCGAGAUCAGCAAGUUUCCAUUUGAACUAAGAAGAGAACAAUUAAAAGGCUAA
This is a messenger RNA of Saccharomyces paradoxus, 1044 nucleotides long. RefSeq names its product Pet130p (gene PET130). The transcript has a single exon. The coding region runs from base 1 to 1044 and encodes 347 amino acids. NCBI's taxonomy places the organism in Eukaryota, Fungi, Ascomycota, Saccharomycetes, Saccharomycetales, Saccharomycetaceae. The record is from RefSeq and is a predicted model, not a curated record.